ACUAUUAAUUCAUUGCAAAAUAUUUUAUUGACUAUGUUAUCUUUCAGUGCUAUAAGAUCUGCUUUAUUUACAAGCCCCAAUGUCAUAAAAUGAACCUUUAUUUAUUACAAAGAACAAGAAACAUCACAUUCAGUAUUCAUUUGUGAAGUAAUUGAUUCAGUUUUCUAGUGUUGAAAGAAUGCACGGCAUUCAUUUAUCUUAUCAGGAUAGACCGAACUAUUAGUGAGAGGAUUAGUAAGUGUAGUUACUCAAGUUCAAGUGUGAUGAAGUUUUCAUGUUUAGAAAUGAGACAUAUAAUUUGUAUAAUAUUAUUUUUUCUUCAUAGUACAAAUUCUUAUUCCAUUACGAAAAAUGGAGAUGCGGACUAUACUGAGGAAGAAAUCAAUUAUUUGUAUCUCACAAGCAUGAUGGAUUUAAUGAGCAAUUACUCAAUAUCAGACUCGGAGAAAUUUUUCCCAUUCUCAUCAGACUUUGAAGUUGAAUUUUACCUAUUCACCAGUGAUCCUCAUACUUACGAAGAACUGAUCACUGGAAAUAUUAGCAGUGUUACAAAUUCAAGUUUUGAUUUUGCGAAAGAAACAAAAAUUCUUGUUCAUGGCUGGCUAAGCAGUGCUUUUUCUGACUUCAGCUAUGAAAUGUUAAGUGCAAUUCUCCAGAACAAAAACUGCAAUGUAAUAAUAGUUGAGUGGCCAUCUGUAGCACUUUAUACGGUGGCCCGUAAGCGAGUCAACAAGGUUGCAAGUGAAUUAUCACGAUUUUUGGACUUUUUAAUAGACGAAGUGCAUGUGAAUGUGAGCACCGUGCACGUUCUGGGACACAGUUUGGGAGCACAUGUCGCGGGAAUUGCUGGAGGACAAAUGAAUUCGACAAAACUGCCACGUAUUACAGGUAGGAGCCCUAUGAUGGAUUAUUUUAUGAGCUUCAACUUGAGCAUCAAUCAUAAGCAACAUUAAAAUAUGAUAUUUCAUAAAGUUGAAAGAUGAAUUCAUAAUAAAUAACUAUCCAUCAUUCAAAUUUUAUUUUUAGAUCAUUAAAUUUUUUGGCUAGUUUCGCUGAAGAAAAACUACGGUACAGUAGGCUACUCUUUCAUGCCACCACAGAAAUAUUCGCAUUUAUAUUGGUGAACAAUAAUGACUAAUUUCAAAUGGUGUGAGAAUCCAUCAAUUGUUCAUGA
Messenger RNA from Nilaparvata lugens (brown planthopper), 1174 nucleotides. RefSeq names its product pancreatic triacylglycerol lipase. Lineage: Eukaryota; Metazoa; Arthropoda; Insecta; Hemiptera; Delphacidae. The transcript is spliced from 4 exons. Gene Ontology annotation, molecular function: lipase activity. The record is from RefSeq and is a predicted model, not a curated record. Bases 264 to 953 code for a protein of 229 amino acids.